This is a messenger RNA of Cryptomeria japonica (Japanese cedar), 1604 nucleotides long. RefSeq names its product beta-glucosidase 12. Gene Ontology annotation, biological process: carbohydrate metabolic process. The record is from RefSeq and is a predicted model, not a curated record. NCBI's taxonomy places the organism in Eukaryota, Viridiplantae, Streptophyta, Pinopsida, Cupressales, Cupressaceae. Gene Ontology annotation, molecular function: beta-glucosidase activity. Bases 30 to 1553 code for a protein of 507 amino acids. The transcript is spliced from 12 exons.
UGGAUCCCAAAGUCUAGUAGUUGACGAUAAUGGAUGGCUUUAGGGGAUGGAGCACCUUUACAGUGGUGUGCAUGUGGUGGGUCUCUCUUGUAGUGGCUCUUGAAGGGAAAAAAGAACUGAGUAGGAGUGGCUUUCCCCAUGGAUUUAUAUUCGGUACAGCCUCUGCUUCAUACCAGUAUGAAGGAGCUGCUAAGGAAGGAGGAAGGGGACCAAGCAUCUGGGACACUUUCUCCCAUAUCCCAGGGAAAAUCGAUAAUGGAGACAAUGGGGAUGUUGCUGUGGAUCAAUACCAUCGCUAUAAGGAGGACGUGAGAUUGAUGAAGAACAUGGGUCUGGAUGCAUAUAGGUUCUCUAUUUCUUGGUCCAGGAUAUUACCACGAGGCACGAUCAAAGGUGGAAUUAACAAAAUUGGAAUAGCUUACUACAACAAUCUCAUUAAUGAACUCUUGAAAAAUGAUAUCCAGCCUUUCAUAACACUGUUUCAUUGGGAUCUACCGCAAGCUCUGGAGGAUAAAUAUGGAGGCUUUCUCAGCAAAAAUAUUGUGAACGAUUUUGAAGCUUACGCUGAACUGUGCUUUCAAGAGUUUGGCGAUCGAGUGAAGCACUGGAUAACGUUGAACGAACCUUAUUCCUACGCUUCUGGAGGAUAUAACAGUGGCCAACUUGCACCCGGCCGGCAUUCGUCUUCUAAUGGAAGUUCAAACCUGGGAAAUUCGGCAACAGAGCCAUACAUUGUGGCGCAUAAUCUUCUUCUUUCUCAUGCAGCUGCUGUGCGUCUAUAUAAGAGAAAGUAUCAGGCGGUGCAGAAGGGAUUGAUCGGAAUUACAAUAGUGACCCACUGGUUUGUUCCCUAUUCAAACUCACUUUCUGACCGGAAAGCCGCCCAAAGGGCCAUAGAUUUUAUGUUUGGAUGGUAUAUGGAUCCAAUUACAAAAGGGAGAUACCCAUCAACUAUGAGCAAGCUUGUUGGCAAGCGUUUACCUAAAUUUACAGCCCAUGAAUAUGCUAAGGUGAAAGGGUCGUUUGAUUUUCUGGGCUUAAAUUACUACACAGCUCGUUACGCCGUUGAUGUUUCAACGCCGCCUAAUCCCAAGAACACAAGCUAUACUUUGGACUCUCAAGCUAAUCUAACAACUGAGAAAAGUGGUGUGCUCAUCGGACCAGUGGCAGGAUCGAGUUGGCUUAACGUGUAUCCGCGUGGAAUAGGAGAAUUGUUGAAGUAUAUCAAAAACAGAUAUGACAAUCCACUGAUUUUCAUCACAGAGAAUGGUAUUGAUGAGAAAAAUGAUGCUACAUUUACUGUAACACAAGCUCUUAAUGAUACUUGGCGAAUCGACUACCACUCAAAGCAUUUAUCAUUUGUUCAAAAAGCAAUAAGGGUUGGAUCCAACAUACAAGGUUACUUUGCAUGGUCCUUGUUAGACAACUUUGAGUGGAUGAAUGGCUAUACAGUUCGAUUUGGUCUUCAUUAUGUAGAUUUUAAUAACUAUUUAAAUCGAUAUCCAAAAGCAUCAGUCCAUUGGUUUGGAAAACUCUUAGAGAAAAAAGUAUAAAGAUAAUACUUUGUAUAUCAUUAAGAGGAGCUAUGCUAUAGGUAUAAUUUG